CGGGCGGCCGGGCGCGGCUCCGCGGCGGUGUCCAGGGCGGGCUUGGGGGAGCCAUGGCGUCGGCGUUCUCCGUCAGCGCCUUCCCCGUCAGCAUCCCCGCCGUGCUCAUGCAGACAGAUUGGACCGAGCCGUGGCUCCUAGGGCUCGUGCUCUUCCACGUGCUCUGCCUGUUGCUCACCUGUUUCUCCUCGCAGAGGUAUAACCUGCAGGUCGGACAUUUCCUGUGUCUAGUAAUCCUGGUCUACUGUGCUGAAUAUAUCAAUGAAGUGGCAGCAAUGAACUGGAGGUUGUUUUCAAAAUACCAGUACUUUGACUCCAGGGGCAUGUUCAUCUCCAUAGUGUUUUCAGCUCCUCUGCUGUUGAACGCCAUGAUCAUUGUGAUGAUGUGGGUCCGCAAGACUUUGGCCGUGAUGGCCGACCUGAAGAGCCUGCAGGAGAAAAGGAAGCGAAGGAGGAGGAAGGAGGACUGAGGUCCCGCGGGAACCUUGGACUUGAUGGCGGUUUCCCCUGUGCUGUGGCUGCCUCACUGCGAGAGUGCACAGGUGCCUUCCUGAGUAGCUCGCCUGUGGGUUGAAAAAUGGUUCAUUUUUUUUUCUGAUAUCUUUAGGCUAAAGAUGAUUUUUAAAACAAACACUGCUCUGUCCACCAGAAUGCUCCAUCCUGGGAACGUCCAGGGUCUUAUCUGGUUGAGCCACUGGAAGAGUCUCCUUGCAGAGCCCUUUGGAGUUUGUUCAGUUCACAUCAUUUAUGUAGUUAGGUUCCUGGUAAACAGUGUUGGGCACGGGAAGCUGCGUAGCAAACAGCCAUUCUCCUGUGGCACCAUUGCAGCCAGCAUGUUGGUUGCCCCAGAGGACGUGGGGCGUGUUUAGCUGUCACCAGUGGAGGAGAGCCCCUCGUAUGCACAGGGUUGCCACCAGCCACCUCUAGUGACUCACAGUGUGGGCAGUGUCCAGGUCUGGUGACCUUUGGAGCAGGUCUUGAAAAACAUGAUGUGUCCUAAUGAAGUGGCCAGUGCCCGUGAGGACAGGCCCUUUGAAAGUUGGGGGCUACAUCACUGAAGAUACUUUGAGGUAAAGAUACAGGAAGAGAGUGAAAACUGUGAAGUCAGAAUUCUCUGGCAGAAAAUAUCUUGAGAGAGCCCUUUGUGUUUUCCAGGAUGCAAAAUUAGAAAUAGAGAAAUGGUAAUUCAGUCAGGAUAUUUACGAUGAGUGCAAACCGACUGAUUCCUUCCUAAGUCAUUUCCCCUGCAGUUCCUGCUCAGGGAUGGAGCAGGGGUGCCACAGCUCUGCCACAGCUCUGCCACGCUCUGCCCAGCACCUCCCAUGGGGCUCACUGGGGCUCCGACAGAUCCAGUCCUGCCUACAAUACAGCGUGUGCAGGAGGGGAUGCUGUUGGCUCUUAAUUCUGGUUUAAAAAAUAAUCUUAUGAUUAGGUGCCUUAAUCUUAACAAGAUUUUUCCCUUAAGUAAAACAUUCUUUGAUUUUUUAAAUUUACAAAAUUGAAAGCAUUUGGAUUUAGAAGAUUGAAAAUUGACAGUUUUACUAGAUUAUAAAUUGUCUUGAAAUCCAUAUAGUGUUUUAUAGCUUGAUAUGAUUUUUAAGCUCUUGGUAAAGAAUCUAUUUCCUUGUUCUGACAAUUGUUUACUUGAGCCAAUGGAACUUUCUAGAGGAAUCCACCAGAGCCUGUGGCUGGAGCAGCUUCAUUCCUGUCUUGUUCAGUUUUUGCAUUGAACAUAAAAUGUGAUUUAAAAAAUAGCAUCCUGUAGUAAAUCAGAUUCUAACCUGUACCCGAUGCUGUUGUGUGCCUUGUGCCUCAAGUCAAAUAUAAUUGUGCAUUUCUGAAAAUUGCCACCUCAGGAGGUUUAGCCCUGUUACGGCUUCAGAAGAGCUCACUGCAUCGCAAGUUGGUUUCAUGGAAAGUGAAAACAAGUUGGACCAGUCACAUCUGAGGACACAGCUUGGCAAUGGAGGACAAGUCUGCGUGGAGUGGAGACAGGCUGAGGCUGAGUGGCGCAGGACGUUGUUGAAGGUGGUGCCUCGGCCCUGCCUGCGCAGCACGGCUGUGUAGCUAAUGGAAGAAAAACCAUGGAACUGGGCGCUGUGUUUUCACUCACCAUCUGUAUGUUGUGUAGGUUGUUUAAAUAUGGGACUGUCUGACUGAACCUGUUUUCCUGUGAAAAGACAUACAGCAGUAUGGUUUUGCAUUGAUCUAAUGUUAAUGACCUGUUAAUGUGCAUCUGUGACAUGGACUAGGGCCUUUUUGGUUUUCAUUCUGAGUGUGUUCUUUGGAACAGUUAUAUUUUGAUUUUGCAAAAACAAACUUCACUGUAUUUUUUAACUUCAAUAAAUGCAAGAAUGGG
This is a messenger RNA of Lepus europaeus (European hare), 2359 nucleotides long. It is a transcript of the gene TMEM18, whose product is annotated as transmembrane protein 18. The record is from RefSeq and is a predicted model, not a curated record. Gene Ontology annotation, cellular component: nuclear membrane. Lineage: Eukaryota; Metazoa; Chordata; Mammalia; Lagomorpha; Leporidae. The coding region runs from base 54 to 470 and encodes 138 amino acids. The transcript has 5 exons.